Messenger RNA from Oryctolagus cuniculus (rabbit), 4399 nucleotides. NCBI's taxonomy places the organism in Eukaryota, Metazoa, Chordata, Mammalia, Lagomorpha, Leporidae. The record is from RefSeq and is a predicted model, not a curated record.
UUCUCGUGGUUCCGGAGGGUCGCGGCUCGCCUAGGGCUUUGGGGUCGGGCUGGGGGAUUGAGCUCCCGAAAGGCCGAACUUGGCUUACAGGGCACUCGUGCUGACUUGAGAUUCAGCCAUCGGGGUUGGUCUCGCGGCCCCUGCCGCAUGCCGUCCGGGGGUCCCGGCCUUGGUGAGGGGUCCAGCGAGGAGGGCAAGCGCUCACCCGGGCGCCCCCACCCCGUCCUCCCGCAGCCCCAUCCGGGGCGUAGGGGGAGGACCACGUGCUGCUGUCGCCCGCAACUCUGCCUGUCAAACGCAGUCCGCCCCCAGGGCAGGGGAGGGGACGCGCGGGCGCGGUGGGCUGUGCCCCCGCGGGAACCCGGCCGGCCCGUGCGCCCGCCGGUGCCAGCUCCGCGCUCUCUGCCUCGCGUGCCCACACGCUCCCGAGAGGCGGCGGGCAGAGCUGCCAGGAGGCGCAGGGACCCCCGGGCUCUUGGCCUGCCUUGGAAGAGAGGGAGCAAAACUAAAGCGGCCGCCCAAAGUGAGCGGUGCUGGGCAGCUCGGAGCGCCCAGGACCCCCUUUCCUGCUCUCGUCCGCUUCAAACUCUCUAGCGGUUUAAGGCAGAGAGGCGGCGCCGCCUCUCGGGGGCCUGGCCCGGGAUCCUUCUCCGAACCCUCCCCUGCGAUUUGGGGGCCAUCGGGAGACGCACUCGGGCUGGGGCUGCGCGCGGCGGGCUGGACUCUGGCGCGCCUGCCUCCCGGGCGUUGUUGAAUCGCUGCGCUUGGCCACGUCCGCUUUCCCAGCCUCAGGGGCUUUGAGAGACACAACUUCAAUCAAGGCAAGGGCCUCUGGAGAGUUGGCCGAGGAGCCGGGCUGGGGGGGCUUGGAGGAGCAAGACAUGCCUUUGCACCUGUGUCUGGGAAGGGGAGAAUUCCUUGUCACCGCCAAAGAAGCGACAGCCCUGAAAUGCGACAGCAAUUGACUGGCAUGGCAGAGGCCUGGGAGAAUCUGGUUGGAUGGAUUAGACUAUGCUAAACAGCCGAUGCUUUCCUCGGGAAUCCAGGGGCCAGCUGGUGCCCUUGACCUGACCCUGACCUGGAGCAAGGGAGUCAGAAGAUCGCCUGGAGAGGAACAGGAGCCUUCAGGGGACUGACUCGAGUUGCCAGUCAGAGGCUCCUGCCACCUAACUGUAGCUCUCCUCUGAUGGAAUGUGGGUGACGUCUUCCACCCAGGGGAGCACCUGGGGCUGGCUGUGGAGGGGCUUCCUGGUGAGUGAGGGCUCCCGGAAGUCCGACUGACCCCUAAUCUCUGCCUAGCAGCCACUGGAGGGGGGCCGGAGCCCCCAAGGUGCUUUCUUUCAGGAAGAUGAGGACUCUGAACACUUCUGCCAUGGACAGAGCUGGGCUGCUGGUGGAGAGGGCCUUCUCCUUCCGCAUCCUCACUGCCUGUUUCCUGUCCCUGCUCAUCCUGUCCACUCUCCUGGGGAACACGCUGGUCUGUGCUGCUGUCAUCAGGUUCCGGCACCUGCGGUCCAAGGUGACCAACUUCUUUGUCAUCUCCUUGGCCGUGUCGGAUCUCUUGGUGGCUGUCUUGGUCAUGCCCUGGAAAGCUGUGGCUGAGAUCGCUGGCUUCUGGCCAUUUGGGUCCUUCUGUAACAUCUGGGUGGCCUUUGACAUCAUGUGCUCCACCGCGUCCAUCCUCAACCUCUGUGUGAUCAGCGUGGACAGGUACUGGGCUAUCUCCAGCCCUUUCCGCUAUGAGAGAAAAAUGACUCCCAAAGCAGCCUUCAUCCUCAUCGGCGUGGCGUGGACCCUGUCCGUGCUCAUCUCCUUCAUCCCCGUGCAGCUCAGCUGGCACAAGGCAAAACCCACCAGCCCCCCCGACGGGAAUGCCACUUCCCUGGACGAGACCGUGGACAACUGUGACUCCAGCCUGAGCAGGACGUAUGCCAUUUCCUCUUCCCUGGUAAGCUUUUACAUCCCCGUGGCCAUCAUGAUUGUCACCUACACCAGGAUCUACAGGAUUGCCCAGAAACAAAUCCGGCGCAUCUCAGCCUUGGAGAGGGCAGCGGUCCAUGCCAAGAAUUGCCAGACCACCACCACCACCGGGAACGGAAACCCCGUCGAGUGUUCUCAACCAGAAAGCUCCUUUAAGAUGUCCUUUAAGCGAGAGACGAAGGUUCUGAAGACUCUGUCGGUGAUCAUGGGGGUGUUUGUGUGCUGUUGGUUGCCUUUCUUCGUCUUGAACUGCAUGGUGCCCUUCUGCGGGUCCGGGGAGACACAGUCCUUCUGCAUCGAUCCCAUCACCUUCGAUGUCUUUAUGUGGUUUGGGUGGGCUAAUUCCUCCUUGAACCCCAUCAUCUACGCCUUCAAUGCUGAUUUUCGGAAGGCGUUCUCCAUCCUCUUGGGAUGCUACAGACUCUGCCCUACAGCCAACAACGCCAUAGAGACGGUCAGCAUCAACAACAACGGAGCUGUGGUGUUCUCCAGCCAUCACGAGCCGAGAGGCUCCAUCUCCAAGGAGUGCAAUAUGGUUUAUCUGAUCCCACACGCUGUGGGCUCCUCCGAGGACCUGAGAAAGGAGGAGGCAGGCGCCAUCGCCAAGCCUCUGGAGAAGCUGUCCCCGGCCCUCUCGGUCAUCUUGGACUACGACACUGACGUCUCUCUGGAGAAGAUCCAGCCCGUCACACAGAAUGGACAGCAUCCAGCCUGAGAUCUGGGGUGAAUCCUGCUACACGUGCACACCCCCAAAACUAGACAACGUUCCCCUGCGGCUUGCUCUUCAGCCACUAAGGUGUGGUGAGAUUGUCAGCCUUCUGGCGGGCCCUCUGCUGUUUUCCUAUUUUCAAACGCAUCCCAGUCCAUUGGCUGUGUUCUUCCUAGUCACACAGGGACCCGUGGGAAGCCACGGGAACAUGUCUUUGCCUCCAAAGUUGUUUUCAGAGACUUCUUCCAUCUCCAGACUUUAAAAAACAAAAUAGGGCAAAGAACCAACAAUGAACAGCUUCACUUAAAAUCAAAGCUUUCCAGGAAGGAAAUGCAAAGGGUUGAGGUUGCUGUAUACACACAGGUGCUAACACUGUGGCAAGCCAGGUGUUCAGAUUGUAAAGGUAGGUGCAUGCCUUCAUAUGUUAUUUAUAAAAAUCAAUGAGCCUUACAGUAGGAAUGGAACUCCCUCCUUCCCCCAGAGCUAAGAGUUGUUUUGUUGAUACUGGUUUUAUUUAUUUAUUGUAUUAUAUGGAUAUUUCUAAUUUAUUAUAAUACCUCUAUAUUUAUCAUACCUAAUAGGAUCAAUAUGAAUGAGUUAUCAGAGACCGUGCCACUCAUUUUUGUCCAUUGAACUAGCACUUUAUACACCAAUGAAGCAAACAGCACAGACUCUCCGAGAUUCUAACUGCGUGUAUAGAAUUUCUAGAAAUACAGCAAGGAAGUGCUGAUGAUUUCUUGACCACAAAUAAAUACGAGGUGAGAACUGACAAAUGCUGUGAAUGCUUUUUUAUUUCUAGAAAGAUUUUGAAACAUUUAAAAAAGAGCAUAGCUAUUCUUACAUUCAAAUUUUUUUAAAAUGAGGACUUGCUCUAGGAGAAUUUGUAGUUCUGUAAAUAUCAUAAAAUAAGAGCCAAGCUAACAGGAAUCCAACUUUUUGACCUUAGGCAGUAAUGAAGAGUCUGUGCCACUUUGUAUUUAUGUAAAAUAAUUGGCCGUCUCUGUCUUCUCUCAUUUCUCGGGUCAGGUGGCUUUUCUGAACCAGAUGAAUGGCUUUCCUGGGUAGAGAUGUGUAGAGAAGACGGCGGGCUUCCUUAGCUCUGGUGUCGUAGCCCCGCCGAGGACCAAAGCUGUCACCCUGUGUCUCAGCUCACCAGGCAAACCAAGCCACUCUGUAGGGCUAUGACUCACAGUGCUGGAAUCUGAAUUUAGAAUUGAUUUGGCAAAAAAAAAAAAAAAAAAAAAAGUCUUUAGAUGUUAAUAGUACAUUAACAAACAGUGCCUCAUUGUCAACCCCGGGUUAGACCCACCCUCACCCCCCUUUGGUGGAAGAAACAGGAGACUCCUUCUCUUUGGAUGUGUUAAGUACCCCAGAGGCACCUACAGCUCUUUGGACAAACACUGUUCUUUCUCUGCUCUGGAAUCAAGUUCCUGUGCCAUCGCCUGAACUGCCAGAAACAUCCUCAGCUGUCCGUGCCAGGCGCUAACUCCUGUUAUGGGGGACACAUCAGCGGAGCUCCUUCGAAAUGUUUACAAGGUACUCAUGAUAAGCAACUGAUCUAAUAUUUAGAUGACAUUGGUAAAAUGAACAGACAUCUAUUGGAAAAUAUUCCCUGCAGCAGGUCUGUGUUAUUUAUGUAUUGUGAAUGUUUUCUUAAUUUUACUGCCUGUAUGCUUUCGUACAUAUAAUAAAACUAUUUUGUGAACUCAA